AUGGCACAGGUCCAGCUAGACCCCUCUCUUCUCCAACAAUGCACCAACAAAACCGUGCUCAUUACGGGCGCUGCUCGGGGCAUUGGUGCCGCAACGGCCGCAUUGUUCAACUCCCAUGGAGCCAAUGUGGUCCUCGCGGAUCUCGACCGAUUCCGUGACACAGCAGAGAGUUUGAUUAACACCCAAAUGAAUCACCCUGAACGCGCGAUCUUCGUGCCUGGAAAUAUCGUCGACUGGGCCGAGCUGACCCAGUGCUUCAAAACCACUGUCACCAAGUUUGGCGGGAUCCACAUCGUCGUCGCCAAUGCAGGAAUAAUGGAGUCGCAGCCUGUACUAGACUUGGAUUCUGUGGAUGAAAAUAGCGAUCUGCGAGAGAAUGCAGAGGCAGAGAGAGUGAUAGAUGUCAAUCUGAAAGGGACUUUAAAUAACAUCAUUGAACAAGCACUCCGAUUAGCACUGCACUACAUGAAACAACACCCCGAUGCACAACAGUCCCUGAAGUCAAUUCUGCUGGUCGGCUCGACGUCAAGCUAUUUUGGUGGAACAGGGGUGACAGCGUACAUUGCUUCAAAACACGGGGUGCUGGGCCUCUUACGCGCGUCCCAGUCUGCUGCUCGCGAGCACAGUGUCCGAGUGAAUGCCAUAGCGCCAUUCUUGACUCCAACGCAUAUUACAGCUGGAUUUGCUCAACGAUGGGAUGAAGCGGGUCUGGAGAAGAAUACGCCCGAGAAAGUUGCAGACGCGAUUGCACUGGUGGCUUUGGAUAAGACGCGGCGGGGGAACUGUGUUAUGGUGGCUGGAAAAUAUCUCCGUGAACUGGAGUCAACAAGGUCUAAGCUUCUCCCAACCUGGUUGGGUGAGGAUGUUGCGGAAUUUAUGGGUCGAGCAAUGCAGUUUUUAACAAGUAUUGGAGGAUAUGUACUGCCUGGAAAGUACUGA
Messenger RNA from Penicillium alfredii, 939 nucleotides. Its product is annotated as SDR family NAD(P)-dependent oxidoreductase. Lineage: Eukaryota; Fungi; Ascomycota; Eurotiomycetes; Eurotiales; Aspergillaceae. The record is from RefSeq and is a predicted model, not a curated record. Bases 1 to 939 code for a protein of 312 amino acids. The transcript is spliced from 3 exons.